AUGCUUGGCGCUCCAAGACGUGUUGUUGGAUUCAUUCCUCGGAGGCUACGAUCACUGCGGCAACUUCAUGGGAAUGGGGACGACGAAGAGCGUUUACAUUUUUACAAGAGCAGAGGCCAACACAUUCUCAUCAACCCUCGAAUUCUCGACACCAUUGUUCGGGAAUCCGCAAUAAACCCCACCGACACUGUCCUCGAGAUUGGACCCGGCACUGGCAACCUCACCCUCAAGCUUCUAGAGACAGCCAACAAGGUUGUAGCCAUCGAGAUCGACGACCGCAUGGUUAAUGUUCUCGAGAUGCGCGCCCUACGGAGUGGCCUACGUGGUAAGCUCAGUGUCAUAAAAAAAGAUGCAUUGAGAACGAAGUUCCCGCAGUUUGAUCUGGUGGUUGCCAACAUUCCUUAUGGGAUAUCUUCCCCUCUGGUGAUUAAAUUGUUGUAUGGGUCAACCCCAUUUCGGAGUGCCACUCUUCUGCUGCAGAAAGAGUUCGCUCGAAGGUUAUUGGCUAAACCCGGUGAUUCAGAGUUUAACCGCUUGGCCGUGAAUGUUAAGCUUUUGGCUAACGUGGAGUUAGUCAUGGAUGUCAGCAAGAGGGACUUUCUCCCGAGCCCAAAAGUUGACUCUUCUGUCGUCAUAAUCCGCCCCAAGUUUCAGGUUCCCAAUGUGGAUCUCCAUCAGUGGAGGGCUUUCACAAGAACUUGUUUUAGUAACAAGAACAAGACACUUGGGGCCUCGUUUAAGCAAAAGAGGAGAGUUUUCGAGUUAUUCAAAAUCUCCAAUUUCUCUGGUUCCGUCCAAGAAGAUGAUGGGAUGACCUCGUUCAAGGAGAAGAUAAUUGGAGUACUUAGAACUGGAGGGUUUGAAGACAAAAGGCCUUCAAAACUUUCUCUCGAGGAAUUACUGCAUUUGCUCUCUUUGUUCAAUCAAGCUGGCAUAUAUUUCGGUCACCGUGGAAAGCUCAGGAAUGAAGAUAAUUUUGAGGUUGAUGAUGACUAGUGCACCCAUUUGCCUACCAAACUCAAGAUACUAUCAACCACUUUGUGUACAUCGUCAUCAUUGGUAUGUUUUUUCACUUCCUUGCUUUUGCAGCUGACGCAAUAUCAAGAAUGAAAUCCUUUCAUAAAAAGUUUCGUGUAAUAUUGAAUGAAAGCAAAUUUAAUUUGAUAAUAUAUAGAAAAGAUCCACCCUGUUGCUUGCAUUGACUAAAGCCGGAAACUGCACAUCAAACUCAUGGUACUAAGUUGAUAGUUAAAAUGGCAGUGGUUGUUUCCAAAUUGCAAUAUGCUAGAAGCAAAUAAAAGACUCAUUAGGUUUUGCAUCGGAUACAAUUGAAGUUUUUAUAGCACCAGAUGUUAUUAACUUAUGGCUUCCUAUUACUAAAAAGUACGGUUG
This is a messenger RNA of Gastrolobium bilobum, 1392 nucleotides long. RefSeq names its product ribosomal RNA small subunit methyltransferase, mitochondrial. Lineage: Eukaryota; Viridiplantae; Streptophyta; Magnoliopsida; Fabales; Fabaceae. Gene Ontology annotation, biological process: rRNA methylation. Bases 1 to 996 code for a protein of 331 amino acids. The record is from RefSeq and is a predicted model, not a curated record. Gene Ontology annotation, molecular function: rRNA (adenine-N6,N6-)-dimethyltransferase activity. The transcript has 3 exons. Gene Ontology annotation, cellular component: mitochondrial matrix.